Echinops telfairi (small Madagascar hedgehog) is the source of this 1077-nucleotide messenger RNA. RefSeq names its product growth differentiation factor 6 (gene GDF6). The transcript is spliced from 3 exons. The coding region runs from base 1 to 1077 and encodes 358 amino acids. Gene Ontology annotation, molecular function: cytokine activity; growth factor activity. Gene Ontology annotation, biological process: BMP signaling pathway; SMAD protein signal transduction. Lineage: Eukaryota; Metazoa; Chordata; Mammalia; Afrosoricida; Tenrecidae. The record is from RefSeq and is a predicted model, not a curated record. Gene Ontology annotation, cellular component: extracellular region.
AUGGAUACUUCCAGGGUCCUGUUCUUGGCCGUCUUCCUCAUUAGCUUCCUCUGGGAUUUGCCCAGUUUCCAGCAGGCUUCCAUCUCAUCCUCCUCGUGGUCCCCCGAGAACCUGCGGAACCGCAAAGAAGGGAAGGUGCCUCCGGCGCCACGAGACAGUGCCUUGGACUGGGCGUCCUCGGAGCGCCAAGAGCCCCGGCGCGGGCGACCGGAGGAAGCUGGGCCGCUGCAGCCCCGGGCACAGGAGCUGCGAGUGGUGCCCCACGAUUACAUGCUGUCACUCUACAGGACUUACUCCACCGCCGAGAAGAUGGGCAUCAACGCCACCUUUUUCCAGUCUUCUAAGGCUGCCAACACGAUCACUAGCUUUGUAGACAGGGGACUAGACGAUCUCUCGCACACUCCUCUCCGGAGACAGAAGUAUUUGUUUGAUGUGUCCACCCUCUCAGACAAAGAAGAGCUGGUGGGCGCGGAGCUGCGGCUCUUUCGCCAGGCGCCCGCAGGGCCCCGGGGGCCGCGGGCCCGGCCGCUCCAGGUGCAGCUCUUCGCCUGCCACUCGCCCCUGCGGCUGGACGCGCGGGCCCUGGACCCCCAGGGGACGCCCCCGGCCGGCUGGGAGGUCUUCGACGUGUGGCCCGCCCUGCGCCACCAGCCCCGGAAGCAGCUGUGCUUGGAGCUGCGGGCCGCGUGGGGCGAGCCGGGCGCCCCGGAGACCGAGGCGAUCGCGAGCCGCCACGGCAAGCGGCACGGCAAGAAGUCGAAGCUGCGCUGCGGCAAGAAGGCCCUGCACGUGAACUUCAAGGAGCUGGGCUGGGACGACUGGAUUAUCGCGCCCCUGGAGUACGAGGCGUACCACUGCGAGGGCAUGUGCGAGUUCCCGCUGCGCUCGCACCUGGAGCCCACCAACCACGCCAUCAUCCAGACGCUGAUGAACUCCUUGGCCCCUGGCGCCACCCCGCCCAGCUGCUGCGUGCCCACCAAAUUGACUCCCAUCAGCAUCCUGUACAUCGACUCCGGCAAUAACGUGGUCUACAAGCAGUACGAGGAUAUGGUGGUGGAGUCCUGCGGCUGCAGGUAG